CAGAAACAUAACAUAACAUAAACAUAAUCAUAUCACGAAACAUCAGAUAGACAGUCAGAGUUUGGACCUACUUUUCUUUUAAGUCUGAAGGUCCUUUUCUCCGAGUCCCAACCAUGAAAAACAACUGUAUUGGCAUCGCAACUAAGAAAAUCCGAGAUCCCAAUUAAGCGGCGAAUCGACCCUCCGUGUCGAACGAAAAAACAAAGGCGACGAUGAUUUCAGCUACUCUCAUCAUGUCUCUGUGGCUCCCAGGUAGGUUUAAGAACACAGUGUUGACAUUGUCAACAAUCAAACGAUUCCUUCAUUCUUUUCUUUUUUUUCAUCGCGACCUUCUACUACAAUGCAACUUGUCCUUCCAUUUAAAUGAAGCCGACGAACUGCUAAACGCACAAACCCGGAAGUGCCUCUUUGUCAAAACCAUAACCUUGGAAAUUAAGUCCAAACCGUAAUUAUAUAUAUUUGUAGCCUAAUUUUAAAACCAGAAACAAGAUUUAAAGCAAUUGAUACUUAACACACACAAAAAAUAAGUUUUUUCGUUCUAGAUUAACUGCUUAAGGUGAAAAUGAAAGUAAUCAUCAAUAGGAGAGAAUUUAAUAUUUGGUGUACGGAAGAUAUUUAAGACUUACUAGAUUUAACUAAGUCUAAAUUAGAAUGAAAAAAUUUCGAAUUUCCAAACCUGAAAGCAAGGAUUUUGUGACCUAACAGAGAAAUUUGAAAAACAGGAUCGGCAAACGGUUGGUUUAAAGAAAGAGAUGACCACGGACUAUAUUUUGAAGCGAUUGGAGACUGCUUGUGGCAGGCCUUUCAUAAAUAAUUAAAUGACCAUAUGUUUCCGGCGAAAUUUUGCGAUGUAGUCGCUGCCGGUUUAUUCUGUGAAAAUAUUCAAAACCUAAAUAACGACAUCUGAACAACGAUUUUUGAUAAAUAUUCAGGUGAUUUAUUUCCGAGAAAGAACAAGACAAAGGCCCCUUCCUUCUAAGAAAGGCCAUUGUUUCAGUUUAGUCUGUGCAUAAAUUAAUCGACAUCGUUUACACGAGCGAAAAAUCUGGAAUCCCGGAAUUAUGGGAAUGGAAUACGCGGAAACUACAAAUCCUUAACACGCACCCAGAGACCAUUUGCAUUUUAUCCGUUUACUUUUCAAACUGGUACAUUAUUAGCUUUGUAAAUAGCUUGAAGAGCAAUUCCGUUACAGGGAAAAAGUACGGAAAGAGUUCUUUGGUCUUUGGUCAACUGAGGGAAGUUUGACAACUUAGCUUACGAGAUCGCUUCGUAUUCUGCAUUUAUGCAACAAUAUACAUUCUAUUGUUUUUCUUUUUCAUUUCUUUCCACGAUUUAACAGUAUUUUGCCAAGGGUAUCCUAAGAUUGUUUCUGGACCAAGUAAUCCCCUGAUUGCCCGUAGCGAAGACAAAGUUGCGCUUAAUUGGACGCUUGGGUUGCCUCCCUCAGAGACCUGGAAUAGUAGCAUAUUUGAGGUGGUUUUUGGAAUCUGGAAAGAUCCAGGAUUCCUGAAAACAAAACUCUUGGUCAUCGAUAGACAUGGUGAGGUACUAAUAAGACCAAACUACGAAAAGAAAAUUAGCUACGACUUCAACAUGUCCAAGCUUCAAGUUGCAUUCAUACUCCAUGAUUUAACCAUGAAGGAUGAGAAUCACUAUUGUCUUCAGGUUGAGCUUGGCCUUCAUCAGCCUCCUUUGACGGAUCCUGUGAUGCUUCUUCUUGAGGGUAAUAUAUUUGUUACAUUUCAUUUGUGGAGGAAUGCCACAGACCCGGAAGCGGGGGUACUCAGGCAAAUAUGUUCUGAGCAUGUGCCCCUGGCCACUUGGAGCCCCUUGCCCUUAGUCAUUCAGGGACAAUUAUGGACCCCAUCUUAGCCACUCUUAAGUAUUUGUGAUAGCUUUCCUUCUUUGACAUUCACUUCUGAUUGAGAGAAACCUUACUCUCAAAUAUCUCAACAGAUUCUCCUAAGAUAACCAGUCCCAAACAGGAAAACUUUUCAGUGAACAUUGGGGACAACUUGCGAAUAAACAGCCAAGCAAAGGGUCUUCCUACACCAACCAUAACAUGGACGAAACAGGGGAGAAUUGUUGGUAAUGAUACAUUGGUUCUUAAUGGAGUAACGCCAAACGACAGCGGAGUCUACUUGUGCAGCGCUCACAACCAGGCUGGUGAAGAUCAUAAGGAGAUUGUGGUUACGGUUUUGGAACAUGAUUAUGGAUCACAAAAGCUAACAGGUUUUAACAAUUUGUUUGUCGAAAUAAAUACCCAUGAACUAGAUUGCUAAUGCAUAUUCUUAUGUUGGUGACUGAAUUUUCAUUUCCAGAGCGUUUCAUUGGCGCGUUCUGUGUUAAACGAUUUGAAAACAACAGACACUCCCUCACUAGAAACCGAAUGGAAUCAUUACCUAUUCAAGGAGUUAGUUAGUUGAAGUUGCUCAGAAAUAAUGACGACGAUUAUGAUGAUAAUCAUCCUUCCUGCUAAAGUGCUUUCUAACUUUUUUCCAGUUCUUCAUAUGCCAACACAGACAUUACACGAUAGAGGAAGUCCUAUGUGGUUAUUUCCAGUAGUCGUAGGUGUGUCAGUUUUUUUAAUAGCUGCAGUAGUUGUCUUUCGCUCGCGUGGGCACCGCUGCAGAAGGAACCUCGCUUAUGAGCAGCAUAUUGAUGAAAAAACAUCAGGUGAGCACUUCACAACUGCCAAGAUCUAGCCUAGAGCCGAUGAGGAGGCUGCGGAUUAGUGACUGAACAGUAUACCUUGAUCAUACUCUAUCAUGGAAUGCAUCAUUAGCUGGUAUACCGAAAUAGUAGCAAAAGCAGCGAUGCAAUUUCUCCAAUUUUUUUCUCUUUCUCAACCUCCUGCCGGUUUUUGCUCCUAAGCCUCUAAAUUGUCUCCACUGACCCGAUAGCUCUCGUAAGUUAUAAUUAAAACUUGCCUUAUUGUAGUACACUGUGAGUGUGCUGUAAAAUGAUUGCUGAGGAAAAAUAGAAAACUUUAAAACAGAUCAACUCUUGUUAUUGACGGGACAAAACUUUCUCAUCGAGGAAAUUAGAAAUGAGUUGCUCUGACAAAAACCGAACAGUAUACCUUGAUCAUACUCUGUCAUGGAAUGCAUCAUUAGCUGGUAUACCGAAAUCAGAUCAAUUCUUGUUAUUGACGGGACAAAACUUUCUCAUCGAACUUUGACAAAAACCUUCUACUAGUCUUUGAAUAACGAUCUAACGCACCCAUUUGAUGAGUGCAUUGGUGCUCAAAAUCCUUUGUUUUACAAAAUUAGUUCGGAACACAACCCAAUCACUGAAAAAAUCCAAGAACUUGAAACUGAAUAGUUUGUUACCGUAAUUAGCAUGGAAAGGCUUCGUAGGAGAGAACUUUUAAGAAUGAAAACUUAUAAUCUGGCUUAAUGUUGGUAAAUAAAGCAAGAAUACAAUUUUCUGCGCUACAUGUGUAGAUAUAUAUAUGUUAUUUGCCGGCUGGGAGGUCCGUAUGGUGAAAAACUGUGACCGAGGUCACAGUUUUUCACCAUAUGGACCGACCCUUAGCCGGUAAAUAACAUAUUUAUUUUUUUGAAACUUGACGAAAUUCUUUCCGAAAGAACCCGAAUGAUUUAGGGCUGUAAAUACGGCAAGAUCUUCCAUAAACUUAACAGUUUUUGAGCGAGUAAAUGGUAGUUAAAAUAGAGAUGAUGCAAAUUCAAGAGAGAUGCCUUAGCGAAACAUUUUCAUUACCGUAACUAUAAUUUAAAAGGCUUCCAAACAAACUUUGAAACAUUAUUUUUACAAGUAUCUGUCACAAUCUGACAUCUGUCAAUUAGAGAGCGCGUAAGUAAAAAAAAGCGUAAGAACAUUUGAAAAACAACGGAACUAGUUUGGCAAGGACUUUCACGACGAUGUUUUCUUCAAAAACAGUCAAUGAUCUAACGGAAAGUAUUAUUCACUCUCAUCGACGAUUCAUUCAUGUGCGAAGAUUUACCUCUGUUUAUUAAGUAAACGGCGAGGAAAGUAAUUGUGAGUAAAUUAAUUUUUUUUAUUUUGAAGUUGUGAGAGUUUGCUCGUUUGUUUGCUGCAAUGGCGUGUGUAAAUCUGGUCUUUCCUUCACAAAAACUAAAUUCGAAUGGC
Molecule: messenger RNA, 4113 nt
Organism: Pocillopora meandrina
Lineage: Eukaryota; Metazoa; Cnidaria; Anthozoa; Scleractinia; Pocilloporidae
Source: the annotation of a GenBank genome assembly